This is a messenger RNA of Nannospalax galili (Upper Galilee mountains blind mole rat), 497 nucleotides long. RefSeq names its product cilia- and flagella-associated protein 221-like. Gene Ontology annotation, cellular component: cilium. The transcript is spliced from 5 exons. Lineage: Eukaryota; Metazoa; Chordata; Mammalia; Rodentia; Spalacidae. The record is from RefSeq and is a predicted model, not a curated record. Gene Ontology annotation, biological process: cilium movement; cilium assembly. The annotation marks the transcript as partial.
AGGUUUAUGUCAAGCUUUUGAAUAAUAAGGUCAUCCAGGCAAGACCCGGCAUAGUCCAUUUUGGAGGCUAUGAAAUAGAAAAACAGCAUCAACAGAUUCUGUACUUGGCUAAUAUUUCAGAUGAAGACACGGCUGUUCAUAUUUUACCCCCGCAAACCAAAUACUUUCAGAUUGCCUAUGAGAAAAAGGAACACGGUCUCAUCCCUGGCUUGUCUCUCAUGAUCACUGUUAAAUUUUCUCCAGAUGAGUGGCGGUACUAUUAUGACUGCAUUCACGUUCACUGUAAGGGAGAUGACACCUUGCUUAUUCCCAUCCAUGCCUACCCUGUUUGGAACAACCUGGACUUUCCCACAUUUAUAAAUCUGUCUGAUGUCCUCCUUGGGAAGAGGUCGAUUUGGAGAAGCAGCAGCAUCUUAUGGAAGCUCCCCUGUAAGGACAACUUGAACUUGUGGAUACACUCCUGAUUUUCAGUUUCUGCCUGGGUCUCUGGGACAGCA